Molecule: messenger RNA, 159 nt
Organism: Ambispora leptoticha
Lineage: Eukaryota; Fungi; Glomeromycota; Glomeromycetes; Archaeosporales; Ambisporaceae
Source: the annotation of a GenBank genome assembly
CCUGAAUAUAAGGUGAUCUCAAAUGCUUCUUGCACUACCAAUUGCUUGGCACCAUUAGCCAAGGUUAUCCAUGAUGAAUUUGGUAUCAUUGAAGGGUUGAUGACUACAGUUCACUCUACAACUGCUACGCAAAAAGUUGUUGAUGGUCCCUCUGGCAAA